Molecule: messenger RNA, 768 nt
Organism: Hyaloscypha bicolor E
Lineage: Eukaryota; Fungi; Ascomycota; Leotiomycetes; Helotiales; Hyaloscyphaceae
Exons: 2
Coding region: 1-768 (255 amino acids)
Source: RefSeq, a predicted model, not a curated record
AUGUCCCAAAGAUUGGAGAUCAGAGACAGCAAUGAAGACUGGACUGGGAAAACCAGUAGCGCACUGAGGAGGAAGCUUCAAAACCGCUUGAAUCAAAGAGCUGCUCGUAUGAGGCAUGUCAUAUCGGCGCCCAACUUCGGGUCUUUCCUCCAAACUCCACUGCCAUCAGACCCAAAGCUACUUACACUAUUGCACUUCAAUCUCGUGCGCGCACUAAUGCAAAAUGUCUUCAUCCUGAAUCUGGAUCCGGAUGACAUGAGUCUGGACCAAGAAUCCCCCUUCGCAGACCCUCAGAAAAGAGCAGAGAUCAAGAUCGACGCUUUGCCUCCCAUGCUCCAGCCGACGGAAUUACAGAUGACAACUCCGCAUCAUCCCGAGGUUGACUGCUUUCCGUUCCCCGAGUUUAGGGAUAAUAGGAUUAGGUAUGGGGCGACGUAUCCGAUUGAGCAGUAUUGUUUGGAUUUAUUGUAUGGGGUGGAGAGUUGUUAUAGUACGAGGGAGUGGGGACUGAAUUCCAGGACGGGGUUGAUUGCUUGGGGGGAACCAUGGUUGCAGUCGAGUUGGGAGGUGGAAGAGGCGUUUGCGAGGAAGUAUAGGAAAUACAUUGUGGGGUGCAAAGAACUGCUUGCGACUACGAACCAUUGGAGGAAGAGUAGAGGGGAACCGCCGUUGGUAUUGGAACUAGAUGAAGAGGGUGGGGAUGAGAGUUCAUCCAGUUUUCAGUUUAAAGCUUGGGCUUCAUCCUCUUGUCAUCCUCCUCAUUCUUAG